Aphanomyces astaci is the source of this 605-nucleotide messenger RNA. RefSeq lists its product as hypothetical. Bases 76 to 396 code for a protein of 106 amino acids. Lineage: Eukaryota; Oomycota; Saprolegniomycetes; Saprolegniales; Verrucalvaceae. The transcript has a single exon. The record is from RefSeq and is a predicted model, not a curated record.
GCAAAACGAACAACCGACCUACUUACUCUCCCAUUCUCCAAUCUUCACUGGGUUGUCCAGCGUCUUACUUAUAUCAUGUGCUACCCCCUAAACAUCCAAAUGCCCCGCCAAUCACAGCAGCCACAACAGCAACACGCGCGACGCCGCCGCACGGCCCAAAUCACUCGGCUGUUGCAACGGUCGUACUUUGCCCAGUUCAAGCACGCCCCCUCCCCAGUGUUUGUGUCACUGGCGUUGAAAGUCGAGCGAAUUCUGUAUCGAACGUUCCCCCUCGACGACGAAGUGUUGUUAACGCCCGAAGUGCUCGAGGUGAAAGUUCGUCAUGUGAUCAAGCGCAUAUUGCUGGCCAAGGAAAGCGUGGCGCUCCAGCCCAACAAUUACUCGGUCGAGGAUUAACUUAACACGCACGUCAUUUAUCUAUUAAAACUACCCCGUCUUUCGAAGCAUGAUGAAUAGCAUGUCAGCCUCGCUCGUUUACCUAAGUUACCGGUGUGUAUGUUCUUGAGGGCUUUAGGUGUGUGCACAAAGUCCAGCUUGCGAGUGUCCGUCGACCAGAAUUGCAAACUUGGUCUACAUUUCCGUGCCGGUCGAGUGACCAAAGAAUG